GUGAUAGUAAAUACAUCACAUGUCCUGAUCUGCCAUGUGUAAAGAAGCGUUUGUUUUAUUUCAGGCGUAUAAUUCACGUGCUUAAGUUCUUGUUCACUCAAAACUACAUCUGAACGCUAUAUAAAAGAAAAAAAAUCCAGUAGCGCUAUUUAAUUAUUUCAUUCUGGCGCUCCGGGCAACUUUGGGUCCUAGCACAGACAUCUAGGCCUCGCGCAUAGAGGAAGGUCAGAUUGGAAAAUGCUAACCAAGUUGAUUGGACCCAAGUACAUUUCGAUCCUUAGGACGUGGGUUCCUACGAUGGCUUGCUGGGGAGCAGUAGGUGGAGUGGCACUGGUCCACUUCACAGACUGGAGGCUGAUUCUUGAUUAUGUGCCCUAUGUCAAUGGCAAAUUCAAGAAGGAUGAGUAACUGCUCAUUGUGAUGCUGUGGCAUGGAUGGUGACGUGUGGAUGGGCAGGUCCUGCGUUGGCUGAUAUGUGGCGCUCGGACACUGCAACCUGAGGGCUUGACUUGUCAUGUUUGAUAUUUUUCCUCUGUAUUUUGCUAUUUAUAUGAAUAAACAUUUAUUCUUCUUACAGAAUCUGUCAAAUCUUUCAGUUUGCACACUGACAACUGACAGUUUGUCUAAGAAACACCUGAUGCAUAAAAUGAACUGUUGAAAAUGAUGAAUUUAAUGAGAUGGCCAAUCUACCCUGCUAAAUCAUCCUGCUCUGAGCAAACACUGGCUUAUUAAAUAUCCAUUUUUAACUCAGUUUGAUUCCCACUCUGAACAUGGUGUCAUACAGUUCAAGCCCUC
Messenger RNA from Megalops cyprinoides (Indo-Pacific tarpon), 795 nucleotides. RefSeq names its product cytochrome b-c1 complex subunit 10-like. Gene Ontology annotation, cellular component: mitochondrial inner membrane. The coding region runs from base 238 to 408 and encodes 56 amino acids. Lineage: Eukaryota; Metazoa; Chordata; Actinopteri; Elopiformes; Megalopidae. The transcript is spliced from 3 exons. Gene Ontology annotation, biological process: mitochondrial electron transport, ubiquinol to cytochrome c. The record is from RefSeq and is a predicted model, not a curated record.